AAAGUGUUUGUCACACUUUCUUGCAACAGUGAAUCGACGGUAUUAACAAGCUCAAUAAAUCCACUUAUAGUCAUAAUGAUGAAACGUAUGGAAUCGCUCAAACAAGCUCUGAUUAAUGAUGGGCUCAUUUAUGGUUUUUUUGCCUUGUGGAUGGGUGCAAACAUUGGGCUGUUUGUAUAUACAUUCUGGCUGUUCGAGACAGCCGACAUCCAUGUGUUGAUGGUAGCAUGUAUGGGCUCAUCUUUGUCACUCGCCAAAGCAUCGGCCGCAACCUUGAAUUUAAAUUCAGCAUUGAUCCUGCUACCAGUGUGUCGUAAUCUGGUGUCAUACCUUCGAGGCGCGGUAAUAUUCCGUGGCGGACUACUGCGACUUUUAGAUAAGAAUAUCAGUUUCCACAAGUGGUGCGGGUAUAUGAUCAUGCUACACUCUAUCAUUCACACGGUAGCGCAUAUGUACAAUGGUCUCAAUUUUCAACGAGCGUCUGAGGACCCCAACUUUGUCCCCUGCACGGACUAUUUUGUACCAGGCACACCCAUACCAUACUACUUCAGCAUGCUAUACUCAGCUGCAGGCAUCACAGGAAUGGUUAUGUGUAUAGUACUCUUCUUGAUGAUGAACGCAUCAUUCGAAUACCUCCGCAAGACUAACUUUGAGGUGUUCUGGUACACACAUCAUCUAUUCAUCGUGUAUUACAUUGGCAUCAUUACACACGCACUCUCCGGCCUAGUACAGACAGUUAACCCCGAUGGCAGCUUCACGAAGGCUGGUCUCACGGCGUGGCAGUGGGUCAUUGGCCCGCUUGUGAUUUAUGGUAUUGAGAGAAUUACUCGACUGUUCCGCAGUACACAACGGGUGGUUGUUGCAAAGGUGGUGCAACACCCGUCCAAUGUAGUCGAGAUACAAAUGCUCAAGAAAGGCUUCAAGGCCACCGCCGGACAGUACAUCUUCAUUCAGGUACCUACUCUAUCGUCUUUUGAGUGGCAUCCUUUCACACUCACCUCAUCGCCCGAGGAGAGUUUCUUCUCAGUGCACAUCCGUGUGGCUGGUGACUGGACAACAUCCCUAGCUGAGCGCCUGGGCUGUCACUGGGACGCCAAAGGUAACCAGAUUGUGAAAUCUGGGUACAAAGGGAAUCCGUCCAAGAUGCCCACAUUCAAUGUAGACGGUCCGUUCGGUACAGCCACUUCAGGAGACGCGUUCAAGUAUUCUACGGCCAUCCUGGUGGGUGCUGGAAUUGGGGUGACGCCCUUUGCGUCUGUGCUGAAGAGUAUCUGGUACCAACAGGCCCAGGGAUUGAACAUGAAGUUGAGGAAAGUGUACUUUAUAUGGAUUUGCCGUGAUCGCCGAAGCUUCGAGUGGUUCCAGGAUCUGAUCGAGGCCUUGGAGUUGCAGAUGGUGUCCCAGGGCAUGCAGGCGUUCUUACAGAUCGAUGUGUACCUGACUGAGAGGAUCAAACAUGAAGAGAUUACAAAUAUAGUCACGGAGGGAGAUGCCAGUGAGGACCUUCUCCAUGGACAGCACACCAAAACACACUUUGGACGGCCGCACUGGGACAAGAUCUUUGCGGAGACAAGUACCAAGCACGCCAACGAACAAGUAGGAGUGUUCUUCUGUGGACCCAAAGUCCUGGGCAAGGUGCUGCACACGAAGUGCAAUGAGUACAGUGACAAGAUCCAACACGGCGGUGCACGGUAUAUCUUCAACGAGGAGGUAUUCUAAACAUGGAUAGACUAUUUAAUCUGACUUAAAUAUAUCAUGUACAUACAGAGAAAGUGUGGCUGUGGCGUCCAAGUAUGGCGUUUGUGGUGCUGAUGUAGUACACGGGCGAUAAUCGGCGAGUGCAUACGAUAGAAGAUCGCCCAAACCCCGUGCAAGUGAUCAGUUCCAACGUUUACGCUCUCUAGACGAACUUUCUCUGAUACAACACCAGAACGUGAAUACGCAGUGGGGACUUCGAAGUGCACUGCUAGUGUAUACCCACAUACCGUCGCAUAAUCCACAGUAUGCUAAUUGAUAACGCGGAGGAAUAGUAUAAGAAGCCCAUUUACGCUGGUAGGGAAUUGACUUCCUCGGCAACACAAGUAACCGACACGCUAUGAGAGCCGAAAGAAUCACGAGCAUAGUAGCCUACACACACUCCACAGAUCAGCCCAUGACUACUAUAGCAACCUGAGUGAAGCGACUUAGGUGUAGAAUACCAAAUAUAGCAAUGUAUAUUGACCUUCAGCGCCGGUCGUUCACACAAAGCUCAGUGCGAAGCUGCCGGGCAUAGACUUGCCACCAGAGAAGAAUUAUACCCCAGAGAGGGAAGAAUCAGAUAAAUUUCAAUCGAAUAAAGCACAUACUGAAUCUC
Sphaeroforma arctica JP610 is the source of this 2353-nucleotide messenger RNA. RefSeq lists its product as hypothetical. The record is from RefSeq and is a predicted model, not a curated record. Gene Ontology annotation, biological process: defense response; superoxide anion generation. Gene Ontology annotation, molecular function: superoxide-generating NAD(P)H oxidase activity. Lineage: Eukaryota; Ichthyosporea; Ichthyophonida. Gene Ontology annotation, cellular component: NADPH oxidase complex; plasma membrane. The transcript has 2 exons. The coding region runs from base 76 to 1719 and encodes 547 amino acids.